Helobdella robusta is the source of this 864-nucleotide messenger RNA. RefSeq lists its product as hypothetical. The record is from RefSeq and is a predicted model, not a curated record. Lineage: Eukaryota; Metazoa; Annelida; Clitellata; Rhynchobdellida; Glossiphoniidae. The transcript has 9 exons. Gene Ontology annotation, cellular component: cytosol; nucleus. Gene Ontology annotation, molecular function: protein-N-terminal asparagine amidohydrolase activity; protein-N-terminal glutamine amidohydrolase activity. Bases 1 to 864 code for a protein of 287 amino acids.
AUGGAGCAAGCUAGACCGUUGUUAAAACAUGGUUUUCCAGAUAAUUCUGAUACUGAUGACGAUAAUCAAAUUGAAACUUCAAAUAAUCGCUCUGAUAAGAUUAAAACGUCGGUUCAAGAUAUAAACGAUGAAGUGAAAAGUUUUUCCGACGACAACUAUUCGAUCAACAGUGAUCUUUUGAAAUACAAGAAAGAUUGGGCCCGGGACAGGGAAGUCUUGCCUACAAGUGCUCUUUUAAAUGAAGACGUAUCUUUAAAAAUCAUUCCUAAUGUCUUCCAACAUCCUUCUUCCAGUUUCCCAUACCAGAUAUGGAAUUUGUUCUGCCAAAAUUUAUCUAAGGCUAUCUUGAAGCAAGUAAUGUUGGCUAAUUGGACGAAAUUUUCAGAAAUUGACAAGGUGAUAUCAUGUCUUGUCUUCUGUGUCUGUGAACCAGUGAAGACCACCCUAGAAGCUUUAGCCUAUCCUCGUAUUUUAAUCCUCUGCUUUGGAGUGGUGAUAGUACGUAUCGUCGGCACGUUGGGUGAAGAAAAUAUCUGGUUACUAAUCAAAAAGAUUAAAGAACUUAACAAUGGCUACUUAGAAAAUUGCUUUGCUGUAUUCAUUUCCAAUCCACAACAAAAAGAUUACCACGUUAUUCUUCUAUACAAGGAUCCAAUAAAGUCUCAUGUCUAUGAUUUCGAUUGCAGACUCAGCUUUCCAUGCAGUUUUGAGGAGUACAACAAAAGUUGUUUGAAAUCUGACAAGAUGUUGCUCGAAGAUUUUCGCAGGUUUUUUUUUGAUAUAUUCAGAAUGCAAGACCAAUCUCCAGAAUUUCAUAAAAAUGGACGAUACCAACUUUUACGGAAAUGUCAUGUCAUCAGAUGA